This is a messenger RNA of Arabidopsis arenosa, 1184 nucleotides long. The record is from the annotation of a GenBank genome assembly. NCBI's taxonomy places the organism in Eukaryota, Viridiplantae, Streptophyta, Magnoliopsida, Brassicales, Brassicaceae.
CCACAACAAGUUUUCUAUCACUUCCAAUAAUGGCCGGAGCCGUAAGUCUUUGGCGCGGAGAGGCCGUGUUCUUGACGGCAAUGCUAGCGGUCGAAACCAGCGUCGUCGGAAUAAGUACUUUAUUUAAAGUAGCAACUUCAAAGGGACUCAACAUUUAUCCUUUCCUCGGCUAUUCUUAUCUUCUAGCUUCUCUUCUUCUUCUUCCUUCUCUUUUCUUCACCAACAGGUCAAGAUCACUUCCUCCACUAAGUGUCUCAAUACUCUGUAAGAUCGGUCUUCUUGGAUUUCUAGGAUCAAUGUAUGUGAUCACAGGAUACAUAGGCAUCGAAUACAGCAGCCCAACAUUAGCCUCCGCCAUAAACAAUAUCACUCCUGCUCUUACCUUUAUCCUCGCCGUUAUCUUCAGGAUGGAGAAAGUAUCAUUCAAAGAAAGGAGCAGUGUAGCCAAAGUGAUGGGGACGAUAUUGUCACUAAUAGGUGCACUUGUAGUGAUUUUCUACCACGGUCCACGUGUCUUCGUUGCAUCUUCUCCGCCGUAUCUAAACUUCCGUCAGCUUUUUCCACCGAUGUCAUCUUCAAACUCCGAUUGGCUCAUCGGAGGAGCUCUUCUAACCAUACAAGGCAUCUUUGUUUCUGUCUCUUUCAUUCUCCAGGCACAUAUAAUGAGUGAGUAUCCAGCAGCAUUUAGAGUCUCCUUUCUUUACACUGUAUGUGUUUCAAUCGUGACCUCGACGAUUGGACUAGUAGCCGAAAAGAACAAUCCAAGCGUUUGGAUCAUUCAUUUUGAUAUUACUUUAAUAACAAUUGUAACUAUGGCAAUAAUAACUUCAGUAUACUAUGUGAUUCAUUCAUGGACAGUACGACAUAAAGGACCUCUAUACUUAGCGAUAUUUAAGCCUUUGUCGAUUUUAAUAGCAGUGAUUAUGGGGGCCAUUUUUCUCAACGAUUCUCUCUAUCUCGGAUGUUUGAUCGGAGGAAUUUUGAUAACUUUAGGCUUCUACGCUGUGAUGUGGGGCAAAGCAAACGAAGAGAAGGACCAGUUGUUAUCAUUUUCCAGAAAAGAGAAAUCCCCUCUUCUAUUGAGUGGCAAGAACGAACAAAUUUAAAUAAGAAAAUAAGUUAGAAUAAUGGAGAAAUUUACGAACUCUGGAUAAUUGUUUAUAUUAUAAAGCACAAGUCACAUG